Molecule: messenger RNA, 4606 nt
Organism: Rhineura floridana
Lineage: Eukaryota; Metazoa; Chordata; Lepidosauria; Squamata; Rhineuridae
Product: zinc finger protein 135-like
Exons: 5
Coding region: 201-1316 (371 amino acids)
Biological process (GO): negative regulation of transcription by RNA polymerase II
Molecular function (GO): DNA-binding transcription repressor activity, RNA polymerase II-specific
Source: RefSeq, a predicted model, not a curated record
GUUUCUUCCACCCGCUGGGGGUGGAGAAAGGGGCUGGACGUCUGAGAUCACAUCCCUCUUCCACUCCCUCCCACCCCGAUUCUCCAAGAAGAAAAGGGGCAGGAUCGUUAAGAGAUCCCCGAAGUCGGGCAGUGGGGGUUGGGGAGCUGCAAUGGAAGAGUGGGGCGUCCUAGGUGAGCGGCAGAAGGAGCUCUACAGGGAUGUCGUGCAGGAGAAUUACGGGAACGUCAUGUCGUUGGACUCCAAGGCCACAGGAGGUUGAAAGCAGAAAGCAAGCUAGUCAAAGAUUCCCUGUCGUGAAACCCGCUAUGAUCUCCUGGAUGGAGCAAAGGGACGAACCGCGAGUCCUGAACCAGGAAUUGGACCGAGGGCCAGAGGAAAGGGAAAGCACAAGAGAUGCCCACACAGAUGAUGGGACAACCAGCGAGAAUGAGGAAUGGGAAGAGGAAGAUGAGCUGGAAACCCAGGUUGCGCCUGAUGACCCUGACUCUGAGGAUCCCCCCGUAGUCACCUCCCCAGUCCUGGACUGGGAAGAGGCCUGUGAAGCCCUGCAGGGUGGCAGCAAAGAUGUCAGCAACACCAAGGCUAGAGGGGGGAAAUCCACCCGAAGGGGGCGCCCCUGGGGUAGCCGUCGCUGUCGCCUAAGCUACCGCCGUGUGUCUGCCACUCCCACAAGAUUCUUUGACUGCACUGACUGUGGGAAGAGCUUCACGCUGAGCUCGCACCUGAUCCGGCACCAGCGAGUACACACAGGGGAGAGACCGUUUGGGUGCCGGUCAUGCACCAAGAGCUUCUCUCAGCGGUCAGACCUGAUGCGCCAUGAACGCACGCACACGGGUGUCAAGCUCUACCGCUGCACCCAGUGCAACAAAUCCUUCUCUGAGAGCUCCCACCUCAUCCGUCACCAGAUCAUCCACUCGGGCGAGAAACCUUACAAGUGUAACAUUUGUGGCAAGCGCUAUGGUGACAGCUCCUACCUCACAGUGCACCAGCGGGCCCACACGGGCGCCCGCCCUUACCGCUGCGCCCGCUGCGGAAAGAGUUUUGGCCGGUCCUCCACUCUCAUUCGCCACCAGCGUGUACAUGGUGACCCUGCGCCAGCCCCUGGGGAUAAGCCGCGCCCUCGAGGCAUCUGGACAGCAUUCGCCUGCCUGCCGAGUGAUGGGGAUAGGGACUCUGAGCACAUCCUGCCACCUCCGAGAACACCAGCAUUGCCUGGGCCAUCUCUCACGCCACCCAUGCUGCCCCUGCCGCCUUCAUCUCGGAUUGACCCACGCUCCAUGAGGAUUAUGGGGUGGCAGUGGGGCGUGGAGUAAGAGGCAGAAGUGUGGUCAGUAGGAGGGGCAAUGACACUGGCAGCAACUGCUUGCUCAAAAGCAAUUGAAUAAUGCACGUGACUAUGGGAUUUGAUUGCUGAGAGGACAUUGAUCUUUAGGAAGAAAGAACUGGGGACGGGUAAUUCAUUGCUAGGGAGGGAAACGGUUGCCAAGGUGACCAAAUAACUUGUGAUGUUAUAAUUAAGAGUUUAUUGACCACUAGACAAAAAGGUUGACUGGGGGCUCUGUGCUGGAAGCAAUUAAUUGCUGUGGGAGAAAUGGGUUAAGGAAUAGGAGGGCAGAUAAUCGUAAUACUUUGGUUACCAGAGCUAAUUCCAUUCCUAGGAUGGAACAGCACAUAGGAAUGGUAUACUGGGGCAAUGCAUCAGUUACCAGGGCAACAGAGCUGGGUUGUUUGGUUACCAUGGGUGAUUAGUUGCUAAGAAAAGGUAAAUUGGAUGCCAGUGUGAUUCAGGGAGUUAUAAUUCGAUUGCUCAGGCAAUGACUGAGAAAAAAAAGUAAUUAGUUAGCAAAGAAGUCAGCUUUUUGUUCGGUUACUGGGGUCAGCUGUUCUGAUAAAGAAGGGUAGAGAUCAUGGGAUGGGUUGCUUAACCCUAUUAGCUGAUAAGGAAAGGAAUCUUGAGUUGGUAUCCAGAUAAUUAAGAUAGUGGAGGUCUAAGUAAAUCUCUGGCUGUCAGAAGGGAAUGGUAAACAUUGGUCAUGUAAGUGACCAGUUUUCAUGGUAGCAAAAGAAUGAUGGUUGGAUUGAUGGUGAAUAGAAUGGGAGAUUGACUCCCAUCUUUGCAUGGCUACUCAGGGAAGGACAGCACAUGAACAGCAGCUGGUUAAAGGAGAAGUUCAGUGGCUUCACAGUUGUGUUAGUGAAAACUUCAGUGCUUGUUUAUUGGGUGGGCCGUGAGAAAAGUAUUUUCACAAGGGAGGGUUGUCAGAUUUGAAAGCCAGGUAUUGGCUACAAAAUAUGUGGAUUAGUAUUACACAAUCUCAUUUAGGCCAAGUUCUCACAUAGGCGACACCUGUGUCUGGGCUAUACUACUUUCAUCUGCACGUGGGGGUUCACGUAAAGCCCUCUUCAGACUGGUCUUCCAUGUGUUUACACAGUGAAGAGGGGGUGGGGUCACACUUGCUUACCGGCCCUACUCCUGACAUUUUGGGCACUGCCAACCUCUCCCACCCCAACAUAAUGCUGAACACAUGGAGGAUCCAUCUGAGAGGGCUAGGAACACAUGGAGCUGCUUUAUAUUGAAUCAGACCUCUGGUUCGUCAGUAUUGCAGACACUGACUGGCAGUGGCUCUCUAAGGCAGAGGUGGAUAAUCUUUUUCUGCCCAAGGGGCACCUUCCCUUCUGGACAUCCUUCUGGGGACCACGUACCAGUGAUGGGUGGGACCAGAGGCAAAAGGGGGCAGAGCAAUCAGUAUACACGUAACAUUUACACAGUAGGCUAAUUUCUACACAUGCUCAUGCACCCCUCCCAAGAGUUCAAGGACACAUUCCAGCCAGGCAAAAACAUACGAGGAGGAAGUGAAGGAAAGCUAGUGAGGGGUGUGGCCAAGGAAAAAGCGGGUGGCUGGGGAGAGUUCUGAGGCCCAGAGAGAGAGAGAGACCUGGAGGGCCACAUUUGGCCCAGGCGCCAGAGGUUCUUCACUCUAGCAUUUCAGACGGGUCUUUCCCAGCUCUGUCUGGAGGAACUGAACUGAAUUCUUUUCCAUACAUAAUUUCUUCCACAUGUGAGGGAGAAAGGUUAUAGACUACCUUGCAAGGUUCCUAGUUGUGUACAGAUUGCAUGCACAUAGACCUGCAUGUGCAUAGAGCUGGCAGGAUGGGACCAAAGGGAAAGAGCCAACUUCCUGGAUUUUGAAGCUGAUCUUAGAUGUCAGGGAGGAAGUUUCUAGCUUAGCCCUAUUCCUGCAAUGCUAGGUUUUUGGGGUUUUUUGCAUGGAUUUGCUUUUGGGGGGUGAUGGAAUGGAGGUACAUUCAAUUCAGGUGAGUCCACAAUUUCAGUCAAAUACGGUACAAUCCAGAGACAGGUUGACCACCUCAGUGACACCUAGGCCUUAACUGGGAGAGUGAGGGGACUGAGUUCUUGGAUUAUGGGGUUCUCCUGUUUGCCAGCGGUGAUGGGAUUAACACCGGAAGGGGCAGAAGAUUGCUAGUGAUGGAGCUAGGCUGCUUUUGUUUCUCGGAGACAGAUGGCAUUGAGAGUGGGUUACCAGGUACAGUUGAUUACCUGGGGGAAAAUGGCAUCUUGUUUCCUUGGGAAGUGGGGUGGAGGAGGGUGGGGUAAGGUUAGUUGCUAGGGGGUGUAAAGGACAUAAAAUGCCAGGGGGGACAGUUGGUUGCUAGGAAGUGGGGAAACUGGCAACUUGGGUGCUUUUAGAAUUUUUGGUUGCUAUGCAGCCAGGGACUGACCACUUAGUUACUAGGCCUGGUUGCUUAAGAGGGAGAUUUGUAGUUUGGUUACCGAGGCAAUUGGUUGCUAGGAGACAGCAGGUAGUGGAGGUGUGAGGAAACUGGCGGGUUUGGGUUGCUAUCUUAGUUGUAUCCGUGUCUCUCCUCCCCCCCCCCCCCAUUCAGGCAUCCCAACAAUCUGCCCUUGCUAAGAUGUCCCCAGCCCUUUUCAUUCAAUCCGAUAGAUACCUGUCAGUGGAUGGGCUGUUUCCGGUAGUUCUUUCAGGCCUUGGUUCUCUGGUCCAUCUCCAACUUCCUGCUUGGACUUCUGGGAGAGGAGAAGGGUUUGAAUGAGAGAGGCCACUCAGAAUGUAAAAGAGGAUGACUUCAGGAGAUACUGCACAAAGGGCAUGGCAGAGGAGAAGAGACACCUGAAAAUAUGUAUUGGGGCGGGUUAAGUAACCUGUUGUCAUUGCUAGAUUGGGGCUUUGCUCCUGGGAAGUAAGGAGGUUUUUGAUGGCAAAAAUGGAGACCCCAACCAAGAGGCAAAGGCAACCAAUUUGUGGAAGGAGAUAGAUAAAAUGUAUACAUUGGGGCUGGAACCCAAGUUGUUAUUAAGUCAGCUUUCCUUCACUGAUAAAUUUUUAUGCCUGUUUCGGAGGAAGGUUUUUUGGGAAGUUCUCAGUACUUAUAAGAUAACAACUUGUAUUUAUUGGCCCUUUGAUCUUUGCCUUCCCCAUUCUUCCAUAUUUGUAUCCUAGAGCACUCUCAUUUAGAUUCUGAAUUUGUUAUAGGCGGGGGGCCUUUUAUUAAAAAAAAGGAUUAUAAUACAAAGAUGAUGUCUGUAAAAAGCUCUUGAGGGGACUCUGUGGUGCAAUGCAAA